Molecule: messenger RNA, 2190 nt
Organism: Podarcis raffonei (Aeolian wall lizard)
Lineage: Eukaryota; Metazoa; Chordata; Lepidosauria; Squamata; Lacertidae
Gene: ST7
Product: suppression of tumorigenicity 7
Exons: 15
Coding region: 418-1953 (511 amino acids)
Source: RefSeq, a predicted model, not a curated record
UGCAUAAGCUAUGCUAUUGUCUUACUGAGAGCAGGGGCUGUGAAUUGCAGUAUCUGGUGUCUGCUACCUAUUUCUGCCUCACUGCAUCAGCAGAAGAGACACUGGCCUUCCCUUUGCUGGAUUUUUAAAAAAUAAGUACUCCUGUUCCUUUGCUUUUUUUUUUUUAAUUACAAAAAAAAUUGCUUCUGCGAAGAAGGACCUGUUUUGCUUUAAGAGCUGCAGAGAGGCAAUCUGCAGAGUGGAGCUUGGGGAGGAAGAGAGGAAAAUCUGGAGGCUGGCUAGCUGUGGGGACUGCGCUGUCUGGCUUCAUGACCCUUGCUGUGUAGAAGCCUCAUCCCUUCUCUGACACAUUCCCCGCAGCUCUCUUUCUUUUCCCUUUUAACCCCUCUUUUGAGAUUUGAGCAUCUGGAGCCAGCCAUGUUUGGCACAGAGUCGUCAUUGAGUAUGUUUUUGAACACAUUGACGCCCAAGUUCUACGUUGCUCUCACAGGAACUUCUUCAUUAAUAUCGGGGCUUAUUUUGAUAUUUGAGUGGUGGUAUUUUCGCAAGUAUGGGACCUCGUUCAUUGAGCAAGUCUCGGUGAGCCACUUGCGCCCUCUGCUGGGAGGGGUGGACAACAACUCGCCCAGCAACUCAAAUACAAGCAACGGGGAUUCGGAUGCAAAUCGGCAGAGUGUCUCAGAAUGCAAAGUCUGGCGAAAUCCACUAAACCUGUUUAGAGGAGCUGAAUAUAACCGGUAUACCUGGGUGACAGGAAGGGAACCUCUGACAUACUACGAUAUGAAUCUUUCAGCGCAAGAUCAUCAGACGUUCUUCACGUGCGAUACGGACCACUUAAGGCCUGCAGAUGCCAUAAUGCAAAAAGCGUGGAGGGAGAGAAAUCCGCAGGCCAGAAUUUCUGCAGCACACGAAGCCUUAGAGCUAAAUGAGUGUGCCACUGCCUAUAUUCUGUUGGCAGAAGAGGAAGCAACAACUAUUGUGGAAGCAGAGAAGUUGUUCAAACAGGCUCUGAAGGCUGGCGAAGGCUGCUACAGGCGUAGCCAACAGCUGCAGCAUCAUGGUGCCCAGUACGAAGCUCAACACAGACGGGACACUAAUGUAUUAGUCUACAUUAAGAGGAGGCUGGCAAUGUGUACAAGAAAGCUGGGGAGGACCAGGGAAGCUGUGAAAAUGAUGAGAGAUUUAAUGAAGGAAUUCCCUCUUCUCAGCAUGUUCAACAUCCACGAAAAUUUGCUGGAAGCUCUGUUGGAGUUACAAGCAUAUGCAGAUGUUCAGGCAGUUUUAGCAAAAUAUGAUGAUAUAAGUUUGCCCAAAUCAGCCACAAUAUGCUACACGGCUGCCCUGCUGAAAGCCAGAGCUGUCUCUGACAAGUUUUCUCCAGAGGCAGCUUCAAGACGAGGGCUAAGUACGGCAGAGAUGAAUGCAGUAGAAGCUAUUCACAGAGCGGUAGAAUUUAAUCCACAUGUGCCAAAAUAUCUCCUAGAAAUGAAAAGCUUGAUAUUGCCUCCUGAACAUAUUUUGAAGAGAGGCGACAGUGAAGCAAUAGCUUAUGCUUUCUUUCACCUUCAGCACUGGAAAAGGGUCGAGGGGGCACUAAAUCUCUUACAUUGUACGUGGGAAGGCACUUUCAGAAUGAUCCCUUAUCCUUUGGAAAAAGGGCACCUUUUCUACCCUUACCCCAUCUGUACAGAAACAGCAGACAGAGAACUUCUUCCAUCAUUUCAUGAAGUCUCAGUUUACCCCAAGAAAGAGCUUCCUUUCUUUAUUCUCUUCACUGCCGGAUUAUGUUCCUUCACAGCUAUGCUGGCACUUUUGACACAUCAGUUCCCAGAGCUCAUGGGAGUCUUCGCUAAAGCAUUUCUUAGCACUCUCUUUGCCCCCUUGAACUUUGUGAUGGAAAAAGUGGAAAGCAUCCUGCCCUCCAGUCUCUGGCAUCAGCUGACAAGGAUCUGAAGGAAAAUAGUCCGAAAUGACUGCCAUGACAUUUUCUGUGCCAACUUACUGUUGCUGACCAGAAAGCAUGAUUUUUUAAAAAAGGGAAGCAGUUUUCAGCUCUUCAUGGGUUGUCUGUUAUAAUUUUUGUUGUUGUACAAAAUACAUUGAUGUUUGGUUCUAUUCUAUUUUGCUUUCAGAAAACAAAAGGGGAAAAAACUUUGGGGGGGGGGAAUAAAAUUUUGUGUAUUGCAGCAA